AUGCGUCCCAAGAUCGCACAACGGGAAGUCCCUGCAAGAACAACACAGGUCAAGUUCUCGGGAGGUUUAAAGUGGGACGAAACAAGCCACCUCAUCCGCCAAAUCGACCCGACAAUCCCAGACUACGGUGGCAUUCCCAGUCCUGAAAUCGAUGCCGCCUGGCAAGCGCUCAUUUCUACAACGGAUAUCUUCUUGACAAGAGAGGAGGUCGACGAAAUCAUCGGGAAUGACGGGGCCUUUGCAGAGGUGCCACCGGAUGCUCACCUGUAUACUGAUCCGUACACGGGGCUUUAUCAGGCUGUCCCUGCCGUCUUCCAUAAUCUGCACUGUUUGGACAUUAUUCGCCGCGGAGUAUACAUCCAGUACUACCCGGAAGAACUCACACCAAGCUUCAAGCCGCAUAUCCAACACUGCAUCGAUUCCAUCCGGCAGAGUCUAAUGUGCGAGGCCGACAUGACGCCCGUCCCAGAAAUCCAUACCACCCACCGGCCGAAUGGAGAACUCGAACCGGUCUUCCAAGUCACGCACACGUGUCGAGAUUUCAAGGCCAUGCAGAAAUGGGCCAAGUCGCGCGAUGCCCUGGAUGAGGCGCUGUGGAGGGACAAUGCCGAGAGGCUGAAGCCCGGUGUGUUUGCGAACCCUUAG
Molecule: messenger RNA, 645 nt
Organism: Fonsecaea multimorphosa CBS 102226
Lineage: Eukaryota; Fungi; Ascomycota; Eurotiomycetes; Chaetothyriales; Herpotrichiellaceae
Exons: 6
Coding region: 1-645 (214 amino acids)
Biological process (GO): mycotoxin biosynthetic process
Source: RefSeq, a predicted model, not a curated record